Diaporthe amygdali is the source of this 624-nucleotide messenger RNA. RefSeq names its product p-loop containing nucleoside triphosphate hydrolase protein. Gene Ontology annotation, cellular component: nucleus. The transcript has a single exon. NCBI's taxonomy places the organism in Eukaryota, Fungi, Ascomycota, Sordariomycetes, Diaporthales, Diaporthaceae. Gene Ontology annotation, biological process: recombinational repair. Gene Ontology annotation, molecular function: 3'-5' DNA helicase activity; ATP binding; DNA binding. The record is from RefSeq and is a predicted model, not a curated record.
CUGUGUUCGAUAGCAAAAGAACUGAGCUAUGAUCAUGGUGGAAGGCCACCUGCACCUGCAACUGCACCUGCACCUGCACGCAGCCCACGCGUCCCUUCAGCAGAGCAGCAGGCGAUUGUAAGACUGUCUCGAAUCCAAAAUGUCGUCGUAUCGGCACGCCCCGGCGCAGGUAAGACCGCCACAGCCGAGCUGAUCGUCGCCGCCAACCCGAACCGGCCCAUAGCCGUCAUCACCUACUCCAAGCGCCUACAGCUCGAGACAACUCGUCGCCUAGGGGACCACCCGGCCUGCGACGUCUACACCUUCCACGGCAUGGCCGGACGCCUCUUCUCCACCGUCGUGCACAACGACUCGGCCCUGCUCGCUUUCAGGAAGCAAGCCGCCCCACCCGUCUGGACCGGCGAGCCCUAUGAGAUCAUCAUCCUGGACGAGCUGCAGGAUUGCACCGACAAUCUGUUCUGGUUGGCUUGCACAUUUAUCUCGUCCGUGACUCGUGCCGCAUGGGGCAGGAUGCCCCGUAUAGUUGCGCUGGGCGACGAGAGGCAGGCCAUCUAUGACUUCAAGGGCGCCGACGGCCGCUUCCUCAGCCUUGCGCCCUCCAUCCUCGCCACACUCUCGCCAUAA